Molecule: messenger RNA, 882 nt
Organism: Venustampulla echinocandica
Lineage: Eukaryota; Fungi; Ascomycota; Leotiomycetes; Helotiales; Pleuroascaceae
Exons: 1
Coding region: 1-882 (293 amino acids)
Source: RefSeq, a predicted model, not a curated record
AUGGCAUUCCGACGAUGGAGGUCUAGACACGCCUGCCAAUGUACAAAAUCACGACUACGCUUCUCCUCAACACUUCUCUUCCUUUCUAUGGUCCUACCCGAAUCCUCCCUCGCACAACUCACCGAUCAACCCUCACCAUCAGGGUCCGUCCCCAUAACAUUGACUAUAUCCCCAAGUGCUUCGUCCACCUCUCUAACCAGAUCCUCCAACAACACCAGUACUGGUGCUAUCCCCACAACACCCAUAACCCCGGAUGAUUCAGGAAUCCCUCCUUCUAUCCCUCCAGGCGACCCCUCAAUCACCGAUGAAGGCGCCCAUGUCUUCAACUAUUACUUUCUCAUAGCACUUGUCGCCGCCGUUUUCUUCGGCGUCUUUCUCCUCUACGCCGGGCGUAGGAAAAAGCGAAAAGCGGCCCUUCUACAGUCCCACAGUCGCCAGGCGUUGGCACAGGAUGUGGCAGGCUUCCGCACACGGCUAGGCAGAGCACGAAAUCACAAUGGGUCUGGGUUCAGGUUGAGAGGGGGUGGCAAUGGGCAUAUGGAAGAGGGGAGCUUAGAAGGACUUGACGAGAGAGGUAUGGCGCCGCCCCCUUAUGUGCCUACUUCGAAGCGGUCGAGCUUGAGGGGCGGGGGUGAUACCGGAGGAGAGGGAAGUGGUGCAAGUCGCGAGAUACGAGAAGGGGAGGGCGUCGAGCUGAGGACGUUGAGUCCAGAGAGAGAUCAAAACAGGAUGAGUGAUCCGCCUGGAUACGACGAACAUGCGGGAUCGCGGGUGGAGAACAGUGCGCAUAUUCCCAGGCCUAGCACGGCUGUUUUAGCUUCGGACAGGUAUGGAUCAACGGGGAGGUUACUCAACAGCGAUGGUCGUUCUUUUGAUGUAUAA